This is a messenger RNA of Colletotrichum karsti, 1989 nucleotides long. Its product is annotated as ino80 chromatin remodeling complex. The coding region runs from base 1 to 1989 and encodes 662 amino acids. Gene Ontology annotation, cellular component: Ino80 complex. The record is from RefSeq and is a predicted model, not a curated record. The transcript has 2 exons. NCBI's taxonomy places the organism in Eukaryota, Fungi, Ascomycota, Sordariomycetes, Glomerellales, Glomerellaceae.
AUGUCGGACGCAGAGGGCCCUACAUCUCCUGCUCGCCCCGAUGAGGGCAAGUCUUUCGUCUCGCAAGCAAUGACCGAAGACGACGACACCCGCAUGAUGGACGCGACUCCAGAGCCGUCCGAGAAGACCUCGGGUCGCGGUAAGAAAAGCUCGCAGGCCAAGGAGGCAGCGCAGGCCGUCACCGGCAAGAUCAGACAUCUGAAAAAGGAGGACGGCGAGCCGCUCUGGCGUAAGGACAUCCAGUACGACUUCCUCCGAGCCAUUUUCGACAACGACAAGGCCGUCUUCACCAAUUCCUACGAGCCUGAGAAAGGCAACCAAAACUUUGCCGACCUUUACAUCGACACUAUGUCGCGAAGCAGCAAGACCAGUAAGGUGCUUAGGGACAAGCUCCUUAGCGACCGGGAUGCCGCCAAAGGUAUGGCCAUGGUCUGUCUCCUCGUCAACAUCGGAAGGAUGAACACGACGCUCAACUUCUUCCCGGAGAUGCGAGCCCAACUGCGAACCUACCACGCCAUCCCUUCCUUGCAAGCCAACCAAGAUGCGCAUGCGUACAAACAACUCCAAGAUGCCCCGAGAUUGAAGUCCAUUUUGAAGGGUGGUGCUGAGGAUCGUGAAGAGCCCUCAUCGCUGAAUAAGAUCAAGUCGCUCGACGCGCCUCGCACCAACCCGGUGAACUUGCUGUUCAUAAUAUGUCAGUCCGCGGCCAAGGUUGCUGAGCUUCACUUCCCUCCCGGCCGGGAGUUCCACGACCUGGUCAUGAAGACGAACUUCACAAGCGAGUCCCGCGCCCGCGCUUUUCUUUGGAUCAUGUGGUUCUACCUGGAAUCUGACUUUACUGAAGAGGGAUGCGAAGAGAACCCCUUUGGUGCAGGUGUGGAUUACGGCGUCGAUGUAGCUAAUCAGGGCGUCCCCGAGCUGGAGGAGAUGACUCCCGAAGAGGAAGCACAGGAGAACGUCGAUACUCCCUCUGAGAUCGCGUUCGGAGAGGAGAAGCAGAAGAUGCGUGCUAAGAUUCUUGAGGCGGACCAGGCUUAUCUUGUCGACAGCCAGACCAAGCGCGGUUCGAGAACGUCCCGCAUCAUGGCCGAGGAAGGCCCAGCCAUUCUACCUCGAAUCCGCCCAUCGAAGCACGAAUCGGACCUGGAUAGCACCCGUUCAACGCCACCGCCUCGAGCGCUGGGACGUGGUCUUGGAGGGAGCGCCGCCCGUCGUGGAGGUGCAUCUCUCAAGUAUCAGAUUUUCGAAGGCUCCUCACCAGCCGGUCCCAGCCACCAUCACGGCGAGAGCAUCGUUGCUCGUAAGCCUCGACCUCCCACGGCACACCAAAUUGCGGUCGAGAGAAACAGAAACCAGAGAGUUGAGUACAUUCUCGAUCGUGGCAUUCGCAGACAGCAUCACAAGGCGAGAAGGUUCAGACGCCAGGAUGGCGCCAUCUACCGUGCAUACAAUCGGAUUCAGCACAUGCAGGAUCCCUUCGAGGACAGCGAGGGUGAAGAUGGCCCGCAACGACAGUUGAUGUCAGGUGGCGACAAAACUGUUGGCGCUUUCCGUCAGAAGGGAUUCGGUGGCAUCGUGCCUCUCAGCACGGAGACUGACGACUUUGGCGAGGAGGCAAGCUCCUACGCUGCAGCAUUCCGACGCACUUCACGCCGGUUGGCUAGAUGGGCAGCGCACGAAGGAGCCCCUCUAGGUGUCGUGCCUCCUAGAAAGAAGAGGAAGGCAAACGGAUUGGACGGCGGCAUUGACUCCCUGGGUGGUCUACGGGCCACCGACUCGCCUUCCAAGAUGAAUGGCGACCUCAAUGGUGACGAUACUUUGGGCGACAUGACGUUAGGAGACGUUACUAUGGAUGAUGCGGAUGAUGCCGAUAAGACGAUCAUGCCCGGAAGUCCCGGGGAGGAUGAAGACCUCGAUGACAUGGAUAGAUCCCUAUUGGGUCUCCCCGCCGAUGACUACGAUACUGAGUCCGGCGCCGACUCUGACUAG